Messenger RNA from Dermacentor silvarum, 1273 nucleotides. RefSeq lists its product as uncharacterized. The record is from RefSeq and is a predicted model, not a curated record. Lineage: Eukaryota; Metazoa; Arthropoda; Arachnida; Ixodida; Ixodidae. Gene Ontology annotation, molecular function: protein dimerization activity; chloride channel activity. The transcript has 8 exons. Bases 1 to 1218 code for a protein of 405 amino acids. Gene Ontology annotation, biological process: chloride transmembrane transport. Gene Ontology annotation, cellular component: plasma membrane.
AUGGCUUCCGGAAGGAGCCGGCUUCUGUGUCCCAAACUGCGCCACGCCGCCUCGGUGACUUGUAGCGGCGCAGCGGCCCGCGAGCAGCCGCAGCGCAGGUGCGUGUGGUCUUCGCCGCCGCGAUCGGCGGUUCCCAGCUCGCUGAGACUCAACCACGCCAUCCAGUGCGCCGAGAAGCUGACGGGCCACAACACCAGCCGCGUCUCGGAGAAGCUGAUGAACAUGGGUGAACUGCACACAUUCCUGGGCACCGUGGCCAAGAUGAUGGGAAGCCAGCACCCCAUCGUGGAUUCCGAAGCGCCCAAAAAGCCGCCGCCGCCGAAGCAGCCUCCCGUGAAGAAGCCGCCUGCAAAGCCACCUGCAAAGCCGUCUAUGAAGCCGUCUACGAAGCCGCCUACGAAGCCCAAAGAACGGGAGAAAUCACAACUGCGUUCGAGCUUGCGCGGCCAGGAGACCCGGUUCGCCGAGGAGGCAACCGUCAGGGAAGUGUCCGCAGCAUCAGCUGGUGACACAUUACGUGAGGACUUCACCAAAACCGAACAGGAAGGUACGGAAGAAGGCACUCCACCUGUGCUGACAGAGGAGCAGCGCACGCUGUUCUUCGACGACGGCCGACGGCGCAUCGACAUCGUGCUCGCCUACGAGCUGGCCGACAACCCGCUGCACGAGCGGUACCGGCGAAUCUUCCACGAGAACAUCGUCGCCGAGGGUCUGGAGAUCGAGAUCGAGAACGCGGAGGACUCCUUUGACGGGUACACGUACUUCGUGAAAGUGCACGCACCGUGGGCCGUGCUCACCAAGUAUGCCGAGCAGCUGCACCUUCGAAUGCCUGUCAAGAAAAAGGGUCCAGCCAUGGCGUUCCCCAAGAUUAAGAUCAAGCCCGGCGAGAAGCCUCUCUUUCCAGACAUGAAAGCCUUCGAGAGUGACUCUGUGGAGAUCGAAGUGGUGGGAAAAGCACCGAGCAAGAAGAAGAUGUCCCGGCUCAAGUCUCCCUUUCCCUACGACAAGAAGCUCAUCCCCGAUGAGAACGAGUUCUACAACGCAGAAUUCGUUCGGCAGCGGGAACGCAUGUACCUCAUAUCUAACAGGGACACCUUCUUCUCUCAAGCCAUGCGCAGUCGGAUAACAUGGGAGGUGCUCACUCGGGCCAAAUACGACGAGGCAGAGCACCAGAGAGGCGAGUCACCAAGGCCCACUUUGUUUUCGACGAAUUCCUGAAAAUGCUAGACCGCCCGCCAUUAUCAAUCUUACCGUCACCGUUUUCCAACGGAGA